Cannabis sativa is the source of this 1881-nucleotide messenger RNA. RefSeq lists its product as uncharacterized. The transcript has 4 exons. The record is from RefSeq and is a predicted model, not a curated record. Lineage: Eukaryota; Viridiplantae; Streptophyta; Magnoliopsida; Rosales; Cannabaceae. Bases 149 to 1702 code for a protein of 517 amino acids. Gene Ontology annotation, molecular function: protein binding.
UAUAAUAAUUAUUUUAUUAUUAUUAUCUGGGAAUUGGGUAAUAUAAAACAAUGGAUUCCAUGAGAGAUCUGUUCAUACAAAUUCUAGCUUAUUAAAAGCCAUAACAUAAUUAAGCUAUAGCUAAUAUUAAUAAAGAUACACAUUAGAAAUGGGAGCUAAUUAUAAGAGGAUGAGGCCAUUGAAUUAUCUAAUAUCACCAGAUUCUAAAGCUCAAGAGAAAAAUCAUUCCAUCUGUAUAGCCCUAUACAAUGCUGCUCUAAACAACGAUUGGAAAGCAGCUGAGAAAAUCAUAAGCGCAGACACUCGAGUCAAAACAGCUGCUAUUACGAAAUUAGAGGAAACUAUUCUUCAUGUCGCUGUAGGAGCUCAAAAUGUUGAGUUUGUUGAGAAAUUGUUGAAGUUGUUGAGCGACGAAGAUGUAUUGUUACAAGAUAGUAGGGAAAAUACCGCGUUUAGUUAUGCCGCGGCUUCUGGAAAUGUAAUGAUUGCGCAAUUGUUGAUGAGGAAAAACGAAGGCUUGCCUUUUAUUCGAGGAGGAGAAGGAGUGAGCCCACUUUACUUGGCUGCCUCUUUUGGUAGAGCUCAAAUGGCUUCUUUUCUAUACCCUAAAACCAUUCAUAUUUUACAAGUUGGAGAACGUAAAGGCCUUUUCUUACAAUGUAUCAAUUUUGGCAUAUAUGAUUUAGCUUUGAAGAUGUUCAAAGAGGACAUAUCGCUGGUUAGGGCUCGUGAUCUGAGUAACAACACCGCUCUUCAUAUUUUGGCCGGGAGACCUAAAGCGUUUCCCGAGCAAAAUAAAUAUAAUUGGAUGAAAAAUUUGAUCAAAUCAUCAAACAAUGAUGAUCAUCAUGAUCACAUGAAUGAGAGUAGUAAUGAAGCCCUAAAACUUGUGAGAGAGCUUUGGAGGGAAACCCUAAACAAUAAAGAUGAAAAUUGCUUUAGACAAAUUAUUGAUACACCUUCAAAACUGUUAUUUGAUGCAACUGAAUCUGGAAAUUUCAUGUUCUUGUUUGAGCUCAUUAGGGUUUGUCCGGAUUUACUUAUAGAAAGAAAUGAAGAUGAUCAAACAAUAUUUCAUGUUGCAGCUCUAAAAGGCCAUAAAAGAAUCUUUAAUCUCAUCCAUGAAAUUGGCUUCAAAAAGGAUAUUAUUACAUCUAUGGAAGACAAAUUUGGUAAUAAUUUAUUACAUCUUGCUGGAACAUUUGUGGCUUCAAGUCAUGAAUAUGAUUAUGGGAUGAGACAAAUAUUACAGCUUCGACAAGAGUUUGAAUGGUUCAAGGAAGUGAAAAAGGUUGUAGAACCAUACUAUAUAGAGAAAAAAAAUUCAGAAGGAUUAACAGCACAAGACUUGUUCAAUAAAACUCACAAAACAUUGUUUGGAGAUGUAGAAGAUUGGAUAAAAAGUACAAGCUCAUUGUGUAUGACCCUUUCAACAAUUAUUAUUAUUGGGAUUUUUAUUGUCUAUUUUAAUAAUAAUAAUGGGCCAAUAAUUAGUGGAAGAGUCUCCUCUCCUCUUCUCAUCUCUUCAUUGUUUGCCUCUACAAUCUCUCUAAUAACCUUUUCUUGCACUCUCAUCACUACUUCUUGGUAUGGAAACAAUAUGGAUACCCUAAUUUUGUUGUUCAUUGUUGGAAUCGCGGCGCUCUUCGUUUCGGUUAUGACAAUGGUGGUGUCUUGUGCGAGAAAGUUUACUCAAGUUUAAAUAUGUUUGUAGAAAUUAAGAAAUCUUUCAUGUAGAACAUCUAAUAAUGUAUGCAUGUUGUAUUAUAAAGUUUUUUUUUUACAUCAUCUAAUUUCUUGAAUGUAUGUUGGGUCUUACCUUUUUGUGUGAACCAUGUAAUAUAUAAAGAAUAAACAGAAUUGUUCAUUAGAAAUUAAUCU